AUCUAUCUUUGACAUCAAGUGGAAAUAUGUUUGGGAUCCGGCAGCAACUCGUGGUGCAACUGCGUCUGCACUACGAUGUCCUGGCUGCAACGGGCCUGCUCUGCAUAAUCUUCAUUGCUAUCCUGGACUAUGGUCACAGCUGGUACGGCUGCGACUUGAUCUGCUGGCGAGAGCAGCUGGAGCUGGUGGAGGAUAAGCCCAUGGUUGUUAUGCUAUUUGUAGUGGGGUUUAAGCUAAUGCUCAUACUGAUCCUAACGCUGUUGAGUUACUUGAAAGUCAGACCAACUGUGGAACCACCCAUUUCCCAUGUGAAGCGUCGCUUUAGUCGUUUCAUUGUGAUGCGUCUGGUGGCUGCACUUGAUGAGUUCCUGCUUGGCAAGAGAGAUUUCCAUGAACGACACGCUGCCCUCAUCGAGGCCAUCCAUCUCUUUCGCUCCGAUGCUCGAAAGCUUUGUGAAAGGAUUCCGACAGAACUGGGUUUGCCCAUCCAACAGAUGCUGUCGGUGGAGGAGCAGGAGGAGAAGAAGUUGUUGAAACGCGGUUACAGGUGCAUGCCGCAGCUCAGAGAGACAGACAUCUAUAGGCUGGUAUUAGCCUUGCCCUUGCCUUAGCCACACAGAAGGAGGCGGAGAGGGAGACGCAAGAGGAUAGAGAGGGAGAGAUAGAGCGAGUGCUGGUAGACCGCAGCAGACAAGCAACAACAAUGUUUAACACAAAAUUUACGCAACUUUUUAAUUAGGUUUAGCAAAGAAUCCUUUCUCCUUGCUUUUGUUAUGCCCUGUAUUAUGCCACCUAUAGGGUAUAUUGUGUCAAACGCCAUGUGUGCAUAUAAUAAAGUUGUCAAUUGAAU
This is a messenger RNA of Drosophila innubila, 850 nucleotides long. RefSeq lists its product as uncharacterized. Lineage: Eukaryota; Metazoa; Arthropoda; Insecta; Diptera; Drosophilidae. The transcript has a single exon. Bases 27 to 611 code for a protein of 194 amino acids. The record is from RefSeq and is a predicted model, not a curated record.